Messenger RNA from Seminavis robusta, 927 nucleotides. Lineage: Eukaryota; Bacillariophyta; Bacillariophyceae; Naviculales; Naviculaceae. The record is from the annotation of a GenBank genome assembly.
AUGAGCGAAGAAGAAGAUUCCAACGAAGGAAACAACAAGAGUGCUGAUCCCAAGGAGGACAACCAGGCGGCCGUCCCGGAGCGUCCAGGCUUUGCAAUCAAGCCUGAUGUGGUUGUGGUUGUUGGAGGUAUAGAGUUUCAAGAGUCAAGCUACGCCCUUCGUGUAUGGAGUGAGUAUUUUGAUGCAGCUUUUCGAAGUGGGAUGCAAGAAUCCACCACCAAGAGGUUUGAAUUCCCCGACAAGAAUCCAGAAGACUGGAAGUUCAUCAUGUCUCUGUUGGAUCCAUUCUCUGAUGCAGAGAUCACCAAGCAGAAUGUGGAUGUAGUUCUCUCUUGGUUUGAUGAACUUUGUGUUACUCGAGGAUUGAAAGGCUGCGACAAUGCCCUUUACGAGAUGGUCAAGCCAACCUCUAGCAUCAAUUCAGCGACGGAGCUUGCAACCAUUGUCAAGCAAUUAUCCAAGAGCCUUCAAUUUGACCUUCGCAAGACCAAAGCCAAGUGCCUGAAGCUUGUCUGCGGAGUCGUCAAGGCCAAACCAUUGUGGCUCAAAAAGGGACAACUGGAACCUGCUCUCAACCUCGUUAUUGAAUACAUUGAUUGUCGUGAAGUGCUUUGGGGUACCCUUCAGAUCUUCCUUCCUUCGACCAUUACUGACCCCAAGGAGCAAGACAUGCUGAUUCGUUCAGGAAUUCUCCAAAAGUGCAUUUUGGCCGAAGUGAAGAUCAAGCAAAGCAAUGAUGCCAUUGGAAUCUUGAAAGCGGCUGCUACGAAGAAAGACGACGACAUUCGUAUCUUGAAAGCGGGCUCCAAGAGCAGACGGGACAAUCUUCAAAACAAAAUAGAAGUGAUGCGGAAAUGCGACAACUGCAGAAUCCAUUUAACGCUUUCUGAGAAGCGCGGUAAGAAAAAAAGGCUGCUACCUUUUUGA